Striga asiatica is the source of this 1809-nucleotide messenger RNA. Lineage: Eukaryota; Viridiplantae; Streptophyta; Magnoliopsida; Lamiales; Orobanchaceae. The record is from the annotation of a GenBank genome assembly.
AUGGACGACAGAAUAUCCCAACUGCCAAUACCUAUACUUCACCACAUUCUCUGUUUCCUCUCACAGAAAGAAGCUGUCCGAACUUGUGUACUCUCCAAACAAUGGUGCCACAUAGGAUCAACCCGCCCCAACCUCGAAUUCUCCGAAGAAUGGUUCGACGACACACAAGAAAAGGUUGUCUCCGUCAACUCCUCCACAGGAUCUACACGCCCCAGCCUCAACUCUUCCGAAAAAUCGAUCAACAGUACACAAGAAAAGUUUGUCCCCGUCGUUGACCGAACUCUACAAGGAUACCUUGAUCAAAACCGCUCCAAACUGCACCGCAUUCUCUCUUGCCUCCUAUGCAGACCAUGGCGCCCCAAAGGAUCAACUCGCCCCAACCUCGAGUCUUCCGAAAAAGUGUUCAACACUACACAACAAAACUUUGUCUCGGUAGUCGACCGAACCCUACAAGGAUACCUUGAUCAAAACCUCUCCAUACACAAACUCCAUCUCCACUUAUCGAGUCCCGACUCACGACCGGUCGUCUCCCUUCCCGACAAAUGGAUCCCAAUAUUAGCAGCCCUCAACAUAAAAGCAUUCGAACUCAACUUUCUUUCAUAUACUCCGCCGUAUUACGACCUGCACUCGGCAGUCUUCGAGUCCCUCGAAGAACUACACCUGCGCAAAUGCAGGCUGAGCCCGGUCGAGAGUGUGCGAUUUAAAAGUUUGCGCACACUCACCCUCGAACAGGUCCAAGUUGAUGGCAGCACUUUUGAUACGAAUAUGUUGGGUUGCCCUUUGCUCAGUCGCCUGGUCAUUAAAAGUUGUUGGGAGUUGAGAAUUGUUAGGGUGAGCGAGGCUGGGUUCAAGCACUUUGAAUUGUGUGAUUCCAAGAGGAUCGGAGGGCGUAGCAUCGAAAUCGAUGUCCCAAAUCUCGAGACGGUCUCCAUAACGGCCUCAUGGUUUUUGUGUCACCGCCAAAGCGCAUUAUUGUUCUCUCGUCUCACGAGAUUGAGUCUCAAUAGUGUGAUCCUGUCGAGAGAGUUGUUCGAUGUGUUAUCGUUGAGCUGCCCGACACUUGCGAGCUUGGCCCUAGAUAAUUGUUCCGGUUUUGAGGAAUUCCAUCUUGCAAGUGAUUCAGUCGAGUUCUUGCGCAUCUCGACAACAAAUAUACCGCCGCUUAAAGGAGUUACGAUUUGUGCCCCCAACAUUCUCAGUUUUACAUUCAAUGCCGGCAUUCCCCAGGUGCCGGACACAUUCUCUGUUACGACAACUACUUCCAAGGAGUGGUACUCAUAUGUAAUCCUCGCUUCUUCACGUGAGGAUUAUCCCGAUUUCGACGUCAAUUGGUGUUUCUGUAAGCUGAGACGAUUGCUCAAGGCACUAAGACGGUCUCUAAUUUCUCUGAUUCUGCAUAUGGACGGCGGCCCGCUGGACGUGCCGUGCAGUGCUGUCGACUGCAGUCAUCUUCUCAGUAACCGUCCGCCUGUGGUGGUGGAGGACUUGACAUUUAGUACUCGUAAAUGCCGCACGGCAUCUUGGUACUCGGGCUUUACGAAUGGCUUGUUUCGUGUUUGUCGACCGAGGCACAUAUGUGGUUGUAGGAACAACAGGCUCUUGCUAAACAUGAUCCUGGGAAAAUAUGGCAGCUUCAUAUCGACCAUGCCCUACUUCUGGCAGCACCAACUGGAGCAAGUUCACGUGAAAACCAUCGAUGGGAAAAUAUGGCAGCUUGUGGAGUGGAUGAACCAGUCGGAAUUGAGAAACAGGACGUAUGACAGGAUAAUGUGCCUUAAGUUGAAGUGGAGAGAUCAGAAGACGGCAUAA